Messenger RNA from Passer domesticus (house sparrow), 2264 nucleotides. Its product is annotated as serine/threonine-protein kinase PAK 3-like. The transcript has 10 exons. The record is from RefSeq and is a predicted model, not a curated record. Gene Ontology annotation, biological process: intracellular signal transduction; regulation of axonogenesis; regulation of actin cytoskeleton organization. Gene Ontology annotation, cellular component: cytoplasm. The coding region runs from base 1 to 1005 and encodes 334 amino acids. Lineage: Eukaryota; Metazoa; Chordata; Aves; Passeriformes; Passeridae. Gene Ontology annotation, molecular function: protein serine/threonine kinase activity; ATP binding.
AUGUCUCUUGGCAUCAGCCAAGAGGCAGCAUCCAAUUAUUCCCAGGCACGGCCUGCAGCAGCCAGCUCUGCCCCCGCUGCCGGCACUUCGUGCAGCAGCGCAGCCCAGCAGCCCGAGACGAGAGAGGAGCAGGGCCUGAAGACACUGAGGAGCAUCGUGAGUCUGGGCCAGCCAGUGAGCAAAUACACGGCAUUUGAAGAACUUGGGCGAGGGGGUUUUGGCGCUGUUUAUAAGGCCCUUGACACCAGCACAGGACAACAGGUGGCCAUCAAGAUCAUGUCACUCCAAGAGGAGAUGUCCGAGGAGCUGGCUGUCAAUGAAAUCCUGGUCCUGAGGGACAACAGGAAUCCCAAUAUUGUCACCUACUUGGACAGCUACCUGGUGGGUGCGGAGCUCUGGCUGGCCAUGGAGUUCAUGGACGGCGGCACGUUGUUUGAUGUGCUCAGGGCAGUGUACCUGGAGGAAGGACAGAUAGGCGCUGUCUGUCGGGAGUGCCUGCGAGGACUGCAUUUCCUUCACUGCCGCCAAGUCAUCCACAGAGACAUCAAGAGCGGCAACGUUCUCCUGGGCAUGGACGGAGCCGUCAAAUUGGCUGACUUUGGCCUCUGCGCUCAGCUCAGCCCUGAGCGCAGCAAGCGCAGCUCCAGCGUCGGCACUCCCAGCUGGAUGGCACCGGAGGUGGUGCGAGGAGAAGCCUACGGCCCCAAAGUGGACAUCUGGUCCCUGGGGAUCAUGGGGCUGGAAAUGGUGGAAGGGGAAGCUCCUUACCAGAGGGAAGCCCGUCUCAGGGUUUUUGAACUGAUAGAAAGGAACGGGCCCCCAAAACUGCAGAACCCCAGGCAGCACUCGGCUCUCCUGCGCGACUUCCUCCGCUGCUGCCUGCAGGCAGACCAGGACAGGCGCUGGAGUGCCCAGGAGCUCCUGCAGCACCCGUUUGUGACCUCAGGCGAGCCUGCCUCCAGCCUGGCUGCUCUGAUCACCUCAGCCAAGCAAGCGCAGGAUUGACUGGAGAGGAGACGCCCGCGCCUGAGGAGACCCUUGUGCCCCGCCAGCUCAGAGGAGGGAAAAGGGGAUGUAUCGCGUUUAGGCAGAGAUUCCGCCAUCCCCUGAGUCUUAAGAGGAGCUGUGCUGUAGAUAGGAAAUUUAGUGGUUGUGUAAUUUUGUUAGUUUAGGUCUAUUCAAUUUAAAUCUCUCUUGGUUUUAUUUUCAUUUUCUCCAAAGAUUAAAUUCCAGAAAUGUAGGCAGUGUAGGGGGUGACUUUUAAGGACCAUAGAACCUAGAUAGCUUAGAUAAUAGAGGAUUGUUUAGCUUAGAAGAGAGAAUUGUUAAUUUAAGGAAGCUCUGGGGUAUCUUUGAAAUAGAAAUGAAUGAGCUGUGGUAAUAAUAAUAAUAAUAGUAAUAAUAAUAAUAAUAGUAAUAGUAAUAGUAAUAAUAAUAAUAAUAAUAAUAAUAAUAAUAAUAAUAAUAAUAAUAAUAGUAGUAGUUAAGCUGUGAGAGGAAAAGCUGUGAUGCUGGAGAAGUGCAACCUGCAGGUGCUAGGAGCUUUUGGCCUGAACAGGCCACCUGCAGGACAGAAUGAUGAAGAGGUAGAAGUAGUGAGGGAAUACUUUAUUUCAGCUGGAGUGACAAUAAAACUCUAAACUAUCCAGAGUGUUGUGAGACUCCCUUCCUUGCCAUGCUGUAGCUAAGCUGGACAGUCCCUUUCAGAGGCCCAAAGAACAUGCGGAGCUGAGCAGCUUUGCUGGCCUUAACUGGGCAAAGCAAGUGCAGGAGGACUGCAGAGGAGACGCCUGUGCCUGAGGAGGCCCUUGUGCCCCGCCAGCUCAGAGGAAGGAAAAUGGAAAGUAUUGGGUUUAGGCAGAGAUUCAGCCACGCCCUGAGUUUUAUGAGGAGCUGUGCCAUAGAUAGGAAAUUGAAUGCUUGCAGGUUUUCUUGGCUAAGCUGUAUUUAGUCAGGCCUAUAGAGCACAGAAAGCUUCAUUCACGAAGCAUUUCUUCGACAAGCGUCGAGUAUUGUUGAUGUAGGCAAGCUCAGAAUUCUCCUUUAAGGAGAAAUGAAUGAAUGGUCCUAAGAAGAAUUAAGCGACCAGAGAAGGAGCUGGGAUUCAGCAGAUCUGGCCCAGGCACGUGCUACGAGCUACCAGGCUCAGAACUGAAGGACACCUGGAGGACAGAAUGACGCCGAUGAAGAUGCUGAAGUAACCAGAAGACGCUCUGUUCCAGCCCUGGGUUUCAGCAGGACUGGCACUACAGCCCCUAAACCCU